Molecule: messenger RNA, 1542 nt
Organism: Nicrophorus vespilloides
Lineage: Eukaryota; Metazoa; Arthropoda; Insecta; Coleoptera; Silphidae
Gene: Tmem120b
Product: transmembrane protein 120 homolog
Exons: 8
Coding region: 409-1476 (355 amino acids)
Cellular component (GO): membrane
Source: RefSeq, a predicted model, not a curated record
UGUUUGGCUGUCUAUCAUCCACGAAACAUACCCCCCCAAAAAUAUAUAAAUUGCCAGGUAUAUUAUGGAAAUAACCCAUUCUAUAUUGAUGUGUUAACGACGUUUUAUCGAACAAAAAUAUACCUGCAAUUUUUUCUUUAAAUCUGAUUGCCUUCAAAAUCAAAUAUUCCCAAGGUUCAAGGUUAUGUACUGAACGAUCAUCAUCAUAUUGCUCGCACAGAUAUUGGUCGUUAUCAGUGAAAAAAAAGUUGGCUCGUAUCGGCCGAUCACAAAUACAUAGAGUGUAAAGUAUGAAACUAAUUUAUUAGAAGCUGGCAUUUGUGUUAGUGUGUGGUGUAUGCAUUUGUUGCAUGAUAUUCGGUAUAAAUUUGCGAUCUUAAUUUGUGUGAGCCCCCCUGAGCUGCAAAUAUGAGCGACACAAGCAUAUUCGAAGAAUGGGAAGGUCUGGCCAAUGAUUACAAAGUGCUAGAGAAUUCCAAUAAAAUUUACCAGGAGAAGUUGUCUGAAUUGGCAAGUUUACAAAAGAAAUGCAUGGAAGGCAUAAAACAUCAGAAUUACCGUAUGGGCAUUAUAUCAAAGAGUAUAACAGAGUUGACAAAGAAGGGAGGUGAUAAGGAGAAGAUCCAAGAGCUUGAAGGUAGGAUAAUUGAACGUAAGGCAAAAUUGCAAGAUAUUGAGCAAACCUUACCCAAACAGAAUGGAAUGUAUUUGAAGAUUAUAUUGGGCAAUGUGAAUGUUUCAAUAUUGAACAAGGAGGAGAAGUUCAAAUACAAAGAUGAAUAUGAAAAGUUUAAAUUAAUAUUAAGUAUGAUCGGUUUCGUACUCUCCGUAUUAAAUCAAAUUGUUAUUUUCAGACCGUUAGAGUUAAGUUACAUUUUCUUAUUAGUAUGGUAUUAUUGUACUUUAACUAUAAGAGAAAGUAUAUUAAAAGUAAAUGGUUCGCGUAUCAAGGGAUGGUGGAGAUUCCAUCACUUCCUAUCAACUGUUGUGGCGGGCAUUCUUUUAAUUUGGCCAGAUGUGGAUACAUGGGAGCAUUUCCGCAAUCAAUUUAUGAUGUUCAAUUGUUAUAUAAGUGUCGUUCAGUAUUUGCAAUUCAGAUACCAGAUGGGAGUAUUAUACAGGUUGAAGGCCUUGGGUGAAAGACACAACAUGGACAUAACUAUCGAAGGAUUCCAUUCUUGGAUGUGGCGUGGAUUGAGUUUCUUAAUUCCAUUCCUCUUUGGUGGUUAUUUGUUCCAACUUUACAAUGCUUAUGUUUUAAUGCAGCUCAGUUAUCACCCGACGGCUACUUGGCAUGUGUCAGUAUUAAGUGUAAUGUUUUUGGUUUUAUUCAUUGGAAAUACCACGACAACACUGAUGGUUAUUCCAAGCAAGAAGUGGGAAAAAAUGAAGGUGGAAUACUCUAUACUGAAAUAUAUCAGUGAGACAAUUUCUAGGAAAGUAAGGGAGAAUGGUAACAAUGGAAAGAAGGAGUAGAAAGUGGUGUGAUGCAUUUUUUUGUUCAUUUUAAUACAUUUUGGUGUAAACAUUAAUGUAAUUAUU